UCCUCUCCGAUCUCAGUCCGUCUUGCCUCUUUCUCUCUACUAUGAAGGCAGUCCUCAGCACAUGCUUCCUUUGGGGCCUCUUUUCUCCAGUGGCACUACUGCAGUGUUAUCACUGUGUGGGAGAAGGUUGUAAAACACCAGAAAUUGAGAACUGCGCAGAUGACCAAGAUACUUGCCUUGAGGUAAUAUCUGAACUAUCAUUAGCCAAGAAAUAUCUACCAAGUUUCAGUGUUAUUAACAAGCAAUGUGGUACAGCCCAGAACUGCUUGGAAAACCUAUUCACGGUUUCUACAGGAGAUGGCGGGAGCUAUCGUUCGAAUAUCAAGUGCUGCUACACUGACCGGUGCAAUAACAGGAAUAUCUCUUUGCCAGAACAUACGGUACACCCUCCCAAUGGGAUAAAAUGCCCAGGCUGCUUUUCCAUCCAUUCCACCGAGUGCCCGGAAGGGGAGAACAUCACCUGCACUGGUGAUGAGAUGAAAUGCAUUGAGGGAGCCAUAGAGGUCUCUACAGUGGCACUGCGGCAAUGUUAUCACUGUGAGGGAGAAGAAGACUGUCAAAAUCCAAAAAUUCAGAACUGCACAGCUGAGCAAGAUGUCUGCUCUUCGGCACUUACUAUAAACUCACAAGAGAACUCCGAUAGUUUGGGCUUCCCUAUUGCUGUCAAAAAAUGUAGUAAAUCUCAGGAAUGCAUGAACAACUACUACAGCAUUUCUACAUCAGAUGGUAACAACCUUCGUUCGAAUGUCAUGUGCUGCCACACCGACCUCUGCAAUCAUGAGCAACUCAAUUUGCCAGACCGUGGGGGAAAUCCCAACGGUGUGAUAUGCCCAGCCUGUUUUGCUGUUGACGAAGAGUGCAACGCAGUGAAGAUCAGCUGUACAGGCGAGGAAACUCAAUGCCUUAAAGGAACUGCCAACAUUGCUAUAGAUUUACUUGGGGAGGAACUGCCUGUAUAUUUCCAAGGCUGCACAACGCCAAGCGCGUGUCACGUUCCACUUUCAAAGCUAGAUUUAGCCAACGAUGAUAUGACAUUUACCGUUGUCGAAAGGCAGUGCUCCAACGGCACUGAAGAAUUGAUGGUGUAGAUGGGAGAGUCCACAUCCCUCCCCUUUGCUGAGUCCACUAUUCUUGCACAAGGAGAGAGACGCUGGAGGCCAAGUGAUUAGAACAUGGAAAGUGUAGCAAACAGGAUUCUUGGGGUGUCUUCUCUGUAGAGGGUGGAGGUGAGGGGGCAAGCAAGGUGGGUUUGGAUGCUGGAACUAAGCACAGGCCGAUGUGCAGGAUAAAUUUUCCCUGAGGCACAAACAAAAUAAAUCUGCA
Eublepharis macularius is the source of this 1323-nucleotide messenger RNA. RefSeq lists its product as uncharacterized. The coding region runs from base 42 to 1088 and encodes 348 amino acids. The transcript has 8 exons. The record is from RefSeq and is a predicted model, not a curated record. Lineage: Eukaryota; Metazoa; Chordata; Lepidosauria; Squamata; Eublepharidae. Gene Ontology annotation, cellular component: extracellular region. Gene Ontology annotation, molecular function: phospholipase inhibitor activity.